Messenger RNA from Gadus morhua (Atlantic cod), 1374 nucleotides. RefSeq names its product ubiquitin family domain containing 1 (gene ubfd1). Bases 130 to 912 code for a protein of 260 amino acids. NCBI's taxonomy places the organism in Eukaryota, Metazoa, Chordata, Actinopteri, Gadiformes, Gadidae. Gene Ontology annotation, molecular function: RNA binding; cadherin binding. The record is from RefSeq and is a predicted model, not a curated record. The transcript has 7 exons.
GCAGCAGGAAGUUGAUUUGCGAUGCCUUGACGCAUGCGCCAACCACCUCCGGUAUGACGGUCGGAUGUUGUCAGCUCGCCUCAUACCAUCAUCUCUGACAAACCGUAAAACAGAUUGUACACAAUCAUCAUGGCGACCCAGGAUGAAAAUCAAGAAGUAACAAUGGAAGCUGAGGUAAAGCCAGAAGACGCUGAGGCGUUGUGUGAAAGUGCUGAAAAGGUUGACUCAGACAGCGUGUCCCAGACGGAGGAAGGAAACUCCACGACUCAGGACUCGAGUAUUAUCAACGGAGACAACGCAGACAGUGAACAGGAGAUGGUGGACCUGAAGAUCAUUUGGAACAAGAUUAAGUACGACCUGAAAAUUCCUCUGGAUAGCUCUGGAGCCAAGCUGAAAGAGGCGAUCCAUUCACUUACUGGUCUUCCCCCUGCAAUGCAGAAAGUCAUGUACAAGGGAUUGCUUCCAGAGGACAAGACGCUUCGCGAGAUCAAAAUUACAAACGGUGCAAAAGUAAUGGUGGUAGGAUCCACGAUGAACGACGUUCUAGCGGUGAACACGCCCAAAGAGGUAAUUCAGCAGGAAGUCAAGGCUGAAGAAAACAAAAAAGAACCUCUAUGCAGUCAAAAGCAACACAGGAAGGUACUAGACAAAGGUAAACCAGAUGACAUAAUGCCAGCUGUUAAAGGGACAAAGGAACGUUUGCCCACAGUGCCUUUAGCCGGGAUGUAUAACAAAUCCGGGGGGAAAGUUCGACUCACUUUUAAACUCGAGCAGGAUCAGUUGUGGAUCGGAACCAAGGAGAGGACGGAGAAGGUACCCAUGGGCUCCAUAAAGAAUGUAGUGACUGAAUCUAUCGAAGGCCAUGAUGGCUAUCACAUGAUGGUAACCGCCCUACCGCCACCCGUCUCUUGAAGUUUUCAUUUUACGAGAAGUAUAAUGAAUAAACGCAUGCAGGCAUUCCAGCUUGGUCCGACAGAAGCUUCUCAGUAUUGGAUCUACUGGGUGCCUUCACAGUUUGUUGAUGCAAUCAAAGACACAGUCCUUGGAAAAUGGCAGUAUUUCUAAUGUGCCUCUACUUUGACAAUGUCAAACUGGGAAUGGGAUUUGGAAGACAAAGCCAAGCGAGAGCGGAGACAACAGGGAAGCGUACAGGAUUUUCUUGGGAAAGACACGAAGGAAACCGAAGGAUGCCUGUGGACUAACUGAUUUAUUUUUUCUGUUUUGGGUGCACUACGUGGCAGCAGCAUUUCUCAGUCCAGUUCAUCAUACAAGGUUUUCACCAAAUCCAAGGAAUAAAAACAUAAUUGUACAGAAAUUGCUAACAAUUUUCUUCAAUUAUUCUUAAAGAAAUAAAAGUUAUUUAAGGAAAAUUGA